CAAAGGGGCAGUCCCCUGAGCCUGGGGGCACGGUGAAAGGCUCAGGGCAAGCUCCGAGGGAGUGGAAGGUGUGGGUUCGGCCCUACAGGAGGGUGAAGUUAAAGGGGUCUUUUAAGGGUGGUGCCGAGGCCGCUGCAGCCUCCUCUGACGAACUGGGAAGGUGGUUGUUAUCCGAGGAGACAGGCUGAGGUGGGCAGGUUGCAGAAGCCGAGCGUUUCGGGCGAGGAUUAGAGAGCCUUGCCAGGAGCAAAGGCUCUUCAGCCAUGACCUCCAUCGGCCAAGAUUCUUCUACCAGGCAGCGAAGGAGUAGGCGUGAUCUCCAGUCGCCUCCUCAUGACUCCAAUACCACUGUGAAGCGAGGUAUUAAGAAGGGUACUGUACCCAACUCCAGCCCCAAUCUAGCGGAGGUAAAGAAGAAGGGCAAAAUGAAGAAGCUCAGCCAAGCAGUUGAAGACCUAGCCAUGGGGCUUCAAGGGCUGGAUCUGAUCCCCAAGACAAGACUAGUGGUUGGUACUGGAUUGGUGUUUGAUGAGCAACUAAAUGACUUCCACUGCCUUUGGGAUGACAGCUUUCCUGAAAGCCCGGAGCGGCUCCAUGCAAUAAAAGAGCAGCUGAUCCUGGAGGGCCUCCAGGGGCGUUGUGUAUCCUUUCAGGCCCGGUUUGCUGAGAAGGAAGAGCUAAUGUUGGUUCACAGCCUGGAAUACAUUGAUCUUAUGGAGACAACCCAGUACAUGAAUGAAGGAGAACUUCGCAUACUAGCAGGCACCUAUGAUUCAGUUUAUCUGCAUCCGAACUCAUAUUCAUGUGCCUGCCUGGCCACAGGUUCUGUCCUCAGGCUGGUCGAUGCAGUCCUGGGGGCUGAGAUUCGGAAUGGCAUGGCUGUCAUCAGGCCUCCUGGACACCAUGCCCAGCGCAAUCUUAUGGAUGGGUAUUGCAUGUUUAACCAUGUGGCUGUGGCUGCCCGCUAUGCUCAAAAGAAACACCACAUUCAGAGGGUUCUUAUUGUGGAUUGGGAUGUGCACCAUGGUCAAGGAACACAGUUCACCUUCGACCAGGACCCCAGUGUCCUCUACUUCUCCAUCCACCGUUAUGAGCAGGGACGGUUCUGGCCCCACCUUAAGGCUUCUAACUGGUCCAAUACAGGUUUUGGCCAAGGCCAAGGCUAUACCAUCAAUGUACCUUGGAACCAGGUGGGGAUGCGGGAUGCAGACUACAUUGCUGCUUUCCUCCACAUCCUGCUGCCAGUUGCUUUUGAGUUUCAGCCUCAACUGGUCCUGGUGGCUGCUGGAUUUGAUGCCCUCCAAGGAGACCCCAAGGGAGAGAUGGCUGCCACUCCCGCAGGAUUUGCCCACCUAACACAUAUGCUCAUGGGUCUGGCAGGAGGCAAGUUAAUUCUCUCUCUGGAGGGUGGCUAUAACCUCCAUGCCCUGGCUAAGGGUGUCAGUGCAUCACUCCACACCCUUCUUGGAGACCCUUGCCCCAUGCUGGAGUCCCCUUGUGCACCUUGUGCAAGUGCCCAGACUUCGAUCUCCUGCACUCUAGAAGCCCUUGAACCUUUCUGGGAGGUCCUUGUGAGAUCAGUUGAGCCCCAGGAGGAAGAUGCAGUGAAAGAAGACAGGGUAGAAGAAGAGGAAGAGGAGGAAAGACCCUGGGAAUCUUCUGCACUGACAAUGGAUACAUUGCCAGUGUUCCAGGAUCGCACUGGGCUGGUCUAUGAUGAAAAAAUGAUGAGUCACUGCAACCUAUGGGACAAUCAUCACCCUGAGACACCUCAACGCAUCUUACGGAUCAUGUGCCACCUGGAGGAGUUGGGCCUUGCAGCACGCUGUCUGAUCCUACCUGCACGGCCUGCCACGGACAGUGAGCUCAUUCGCUGCCAUAGUGCCGAGUAUGUGGACCGUCUCCAGGCCACAGAAAAGAUGAAAACCCGGGACCUGCACCGUGAAGGUGCCAACUUUGACUCCAUCUACAUCUGCCCCAGUACCUUUACCUGUGCGCAGCUUGCCACAGGCAGUGCCUGCCGCCUGGUGGAAGCUGUGCUUUCAGGAGAGGUUUUGAAUGGCAUUGCAAUAGUGCGCCCUCCGGGACACCAUGCCGAGCCAGAUGCUGCUUGUGGUUUCUGCUUUUUCAAUUCUGUAGCUGUCGCUGCUCGCCAUGCCCAAGCUAUUGCUGGACGUGCCCUGCGGAUCCUGAUCGUGGACUGGGAUGUUCAUCAUGGUAAUGGAACUCAGCACAUAUUUGAGGAUGACCCCAGUGUACUAUAUGUGUCCCUGCACCGGUAUGACCAUGGCACUUUCUUCCCCAUGGGGCAUGAGGGUGCCAGUAGCCAAGUAGGCCGAGCUACAGGUGUAGGCUUCACUGUCAAUGUGCCCUGGAAUGGACCCCGCAUGGGUGAUGCUGACUACCUGACUGCCUGGCAUCGUCUGAUACUUCCCAUCGCCUAUGAGUUUAACCCAGAAUUGGUGCUGGUUUCAGCUGGCUUUGAUGCUGCGCAAGGGGACCCACUGGGGGGCUGCCAGGUGACACCUGAGGGUUACGCCCACCUUACACACCUGCUGAUGGGCCUUGCCAAUGGCCACAUUAUCCUUAUUCUAGAGGGUGGAUACAACUUGGCAUCCAUCUCUGAAUCUAUGGCUGCCUGCACCCAUUCCCUCCUUGGAGACCCACCACCCCUGCUUACCUUGCUGCGACCUCCACAACCAGCAGCCCUGGCCUCCAUCACUGAGACCAUUCAAGUUCAUCGCAAAUACUGGCGGGGUUUGCGGAUGAUGAAGAUGGAAGACGAAGAGUGUUCUAGUUCUAAGGCUGUCAUCAAGCUGCUCAGAACAGCCAAUCCUGUGUCACCUACAGGAAUGACCACACCAAAAGGAAAGGUUCCAGAAGCAAACACGAGGACAACUACAGCAGUGUCACUUGCAAAAGAAUCUACUCUAAGCCAGGCUAAAUCAAACACAGCUAAGGAAGUGCUUGCUCAGGGCCAGUCCUCAGAACAAGCAGCUCGGGUCAAUACAUGGGACCCUAUGACCUCAGAGGAGACUGUGGGAGGAGCCACAAUGGACCAGCAUGCUUCAGCGGCAGCUACAAAAACCAUACCUAACCAGACCACCUCAGAGGAGGCGGUGGGAGAAACUGAGCCAAUCCCAACCCCUCCAGCCUCAGAUGAAGUCAAGCAGAGCACAGGUGCUUCACCUGUGCAGGGAGCCACAGCCCAGCAGACCCUUGACCAGCUGACUAAGAGUCUUGGCACUUUGGAACUAAGCAGUGGAGCUCAGGAGGUCCCUGAAUCUGAGGAGGGCCUACUCGGAGAAGCAGCUGGAUGUCAGGACAUGAAUAGCUUGAGGUUGACACAAGGAUUUGGGGACUUGAAUGGCCAGGAUGUAUUUUAUGCUGUGACUCCACUAUCCUGGUGUCCCCAUUUGAUGGCAGUAUGCCCCAUUCCUGCUGAAGGCCUAGAUAUGGCCCAACCUUGUAAAACCUGUGGAACACGGCAAGAGAACUGGGUGUGUCUGACUUGCUAUCAGGUAUACUGCAGUCGUUAUGUUAAUGGCCAUAUGGUCUGCCACCACGAAGCCUCUGAACACCCACUGGUCCUCAGCUGUGUUGACCUAUCUACCUGGUGUUAUCUCUGUCAGGCUUAUGUCCACCACCAGGAUCUCCAAGAUGUGAAGAGCGCUGCCCACAAGAACAAGUUUGGGGAGGACAUGCCCCACUCACACUAAGUCCUGAAACAUGCUGCCUCUUUGCCUUCUGAGGCCCCAGACAGCAGUUCACUGAAACCUGUACCUUGAAUGAGGGUGGCCUCACUUUCACCCAUCCUGAAUAUCCUUUGCAAGGUGCUUACUUAAGUGCAAAUCAUUUUAAAAGGACUGAUGUUCACUUGCAGAUAUGCCCAUGCCGACUGCCUGCUCGGGGAACAUCACUGUUCUACCCAGAAGGAAAGAGGGACAGCUUAGUAGCUCUGAGAAGGAGCUGAAACCACAAGGAUGACAUUGAAGGAGACAAUUGGCAGUUGUAGCAGGGUUGCGUAUUUAAUAAAACUUAAGUUGCCAUGAAACCUG
This is a messenger RNA of Psammomys obesus (fat sand rat), 4058 nucleotides long. RefSeq names its product histone deacetylase 6 (gene Hdac6). Gene Ontology annotation, biological process: chromatin organization. Gene Ontology annotation, molecular function: histone deacetylase activity; zinc ion binding. The record is from RefSeq and is a predicted model, not a curated record. Bases 264 to 3719 code for a protein of 1151 amino acids. NCBI's taxonomy places the organism in Eukaryota, Metazoa, Chordata, Mammalia, Rodentia, Muridae. The transcript has 29 exons. Gene Ontology annotation, cellular component: histone deacetylase complex.